AGCAGUCACUGAGGCCGUACGUGAUUGCUAUGUAAUGGUUGAAGAAAUUGAAAGGAAAAGGAAAGAAAAAGAGGAUCUCACAGUCAUUGGGAGACAUGCACCUUUAGGAACAGGGACACAAUUAGGUUGUGUUGGAGGGCCUUCUUCCUUACCUUCAUAUCGUCCCACUCAUUUUGCUACUACUCAUGCUUCCGGUUCUGCUUCUAUAAGUGCCAGUGCCAGUGCCUCUGCCCCUUCUCAUGUUCCUAGCACUGGCAGUGGUAGUGGGAGUGUUAGCAUUGGACCUAGGAUUCGUAAAUCUAGGUUGGAUACCUUUUUUGCACCUCGCACUACUCCUGGGUCCCAACAGUCACUUGAGAGCAUGGGUUGGAACAAGGAGGUCCAUGAUGCUGCUAAAAUGGCAGUUGGCAGAUUUUGGAUCUAUGGCAGUAUUCCAUUCUUCACAGCCAGGUCACCUUAUUGGCAAGAAAUGGUUGAUGCCCUUACCAUUUGUGGGGCGGGGUUCAAAGCCCCUUCUGAGUUUGAUUUGAGGGGACCCAUUUUGACUGAAUUGGUGAAUGAUGUGAAGAAAGAAUUGGGUGAUCAACGCCAAAUAUGGAGCACUAAAGGUUGCACCAUCAUGACUGAUGGUUGGACAGACAGGAGAAAUAGAACUCUCCUUAAUUUUCUUGUUUCUUCCGCAGGUGAUUGAUUAAUUUUAGUUUCAUUUAGGCAUUAAUUUUUUAUUUUUCAUUUAAUGAUUUAUUGAAUGAUCAUUGAUCUUGCUUUAU
This is a messenger RNA of Cryptomeria japonica (Japanese cedar), 770 nucleotides long. RefSeq lists its product as uncharacterized. The record is from RefSeq and is a predicted model, not a curated record. The transcript has 2 exons. The coding region runs from base 35 to 691 and encodes 218 amino acids. NCBI's taxonomy places the organism in Eukaryota, Viridiplantae, Streptophyta, Pinopsida, Cupressales, Cupressaceae.